UAGAGGAGCCAGUUUGGAAGAGGAAGUUGUCGGCUAAUUUGUGAAUAAAUCGGGACAGUGAGAUCAGCUUGACUCGCCAUAUCUUGGGGAAAGUUACUGUGUUUUGAGACAGAAUGGAAGCCCGACAGGACAGUUCACCCAUGGAGGCUUUCGACAAGGACGUGUUGGAAAUGACUGUUGAGGAUGUUUAUGAUAUUUCCUACGUGAUCGGCAGAGAUUUAUUAAAAGUCAACACAGGUGGCCGGGAAUUCUCGGAUUUACAGUUCAAAAUCGUCCGUGUGCUGGAGAUGUUUGAGACAAUGGUGAACAAGUACAAUCUGUCGAUGGAGGAGCUGAGGAUGGAGAGGGAUAAUAUGAAGCGAGAAAUGGAAAGAGUUGUAGCAGAAGGUUCAAGUGGUGACGUUAAUACUAACAAUGAAAGUAUUGGGCCAAACAAACUAGUUGUCGACUUAAAAGACCCAAACAGACCAAGAUUCACCAUGCAGGAGUUAAAGGAGGUUCUGCAGGAGAGAAACAAACUCAAAGCCCAGCUUAUGGUGGCCCAAGAGGAACUACAGCUCUACAAGAGUGGGGUCCUCGGGUCAGAGCAAAGCAUGGUGGAAAUAAAACUGGACACGCUUCCUCAGUCAGAACCAGAACCCUCCAGUAUUAUAGAGGAGAACAAAGAGAAGAGCACGAUUCAGAAAUUGUUCUCAUUUCGAGGCAAGUAGUCAUCUGCAAAACCUAACCAGGAUUUAAUACAACAAACCAAACGCACCCGAAACAAGCGAAGCCCUUUCCAGCAGAGCGAGUGACUUUUUUAACAAUACUGACCCAUUUCUGGCUGGAAAUCCUUUGCCUAACUAUUUUUUAAAUGAGUUUGUUUUAACUUGGUGUUUGUAACUGUUCUCACUUACUUCAUAAUUGAAUGUGAAGCCAAACAUGAAUGAGUAGAUGUCAAAAACACAAAUGUAACUAACAUCCAUUUUCUAUUUUAGUUUUAAUCAGUUUUAAUUCAGUCCGGUUAUAUAAUUAGCACAACGACACAGUUUGGAACUGAUUUUGGUGACAAUAUAUAGAAAACACCUCUGUUAACACACUUUUGGACAGAAAAUAUCCAUAUGACUUUGCAUAUCACUUUCCAUUCCUAAUAUCAAUAAACUAGGGAUUGCAGAGUUAAAUUUAAGAGGUACUUCAACUAAACUAUUUUUUUUUGUACCAGGUAACAAUAUUUAAUAAAACUCGAUGGUAUAUGAAGUCAUUAAUUGUGGGCCAUAUGAAUGUAAAUAUAUAUUUUUAACUUGUUUUUAUUGGCCUGUACUAGUUCUAGAAUUAUAUAUAAAAAAUGCUAUUCUUAAUAUUUGGACCCUGUUGUUUGUACAUGGAUUAACAUUACAUGGAGUUGCUUAAUAUAAUAUU
Molecule: messenger RNA, 1398 nt
Organism: Pimephales promelas (fathead minnow)
Lineage: Eukaryota; Metazoa; Chordata; Actinopteri; Cypriniformes; Leuciscidae
Gene: rilpl2
Product: Rab interacting lysosomal protein-like 2
Biological process (GO): cilium assembly
Cellular component (GO): ciliary basal body; cytoplasm
Molecular function (GO): dynein light intermediate chain binding; protein dimerization activity; small GTPase binding
Source: RefSeq, a predicted model, not a curated record